AUGGCGAAGCACCAUCGAGACAGGGUCCAGACCCUCGCCAUUUACCGUGCACGAUUGGCGGCCAGAAACGACGGCAUCGCCCCUUCCCAAUACGAGAUUGAACAGUAUAUCAGGAGCAAAAUGCGGAAGAGUCUGGAAAGACGGGAGACAGAGGAACAGCCGGCGGAGGAGCAGGCGGAGAAGAAGAGAAUUGCUGACACUGGCGCUGGCACUGGCAUGGCAAGAGAUUGGAAUGAGCUCAGAGCAGAGCAUAACCGACAUGCAGUACAAGAGGCGCAGGAGCAGGCGGAGAAGAAGAGGAUUGCUGGCACGACUACAACCAUGAGCCGCAUGCAGGUCGUUGAUGGACCCAGGGACACCAUUAGACCACCCAUGAUGCGACCACAGCCACAUCUGCAGGCACACCCACCCACCAACAGCUGGCGGGGCACCAUGAUGCGGACAUUGGCACUCCUUGUCCCGAUUUACUUCGCCAUGGUUCUCGUAGUAACCAUCGCAUGCGACUGGGGAUUGUUAGAGUGGGAUGGUAUGCCUCCACCUAUGCCAAAGAGCCUCCCGAUGCAGCUUCAUUCCGGCCUCUUCAGCAAAACCAAGGCUUAUGGCGACACUUUACCAUACUUUGACAACGCACAGGAAGAGCUGACCCACGCUCAUGGCUCCUACUGUCAGACGCUGGAAGUUGCCUGCCAGCUGUUUCCUACGCCCGAGCAUGCCGCCUUCUACGAGCACGCUGUCGAUGUCUGGACUGAGAAAGUACCACGCUCUUGUCCACGGCCACAAGCCUGUCCAAACAAGGUCAUCGAGGAUCGCCUGGAGAGACAUGAGCUAGUUUCUGAUUGGCAGGAGAAGAUGGCACAGAGCGCUCUUGCUGUUGGCGAAAACGUUCGGUCCGGCGUCGAGGCGGGCGACUCGAUGCUCCAUCAUCUCGUUCAUGGAACCGACCGGGUCGAAACCGCUCUCAAGGACCUGCACGACACGGUCUCUAGCAAGUCAAAAUAUGCUUCCGUUACGCCGUACACGACUUACACGACCCUCGCCAGGCUCUGUCGCUUCCACCAGAUCGAUCAGGCCUAUGAUCAAACGACCAUGGACAUUGCUCUCUGGCCUGCUUGCAGGCUGCUUCCAUUCCUCAUACGCCGCUAUCAUGUGGUUCUCACGGGGGAUCUAACGUCGCCGCUCUGGACGCCGGAAUGGGUGCCACAGAUGGAGAGGGCGUUGCGUAGCGUGUUGGAAGAAGUCCAGUGGGUGAGCCAGAACGUGUUGGCUUCUAUUGACACGAUGCAGACGGCUGGCACAAACUGCCAUCUGACGCUUGGCGAACUUGAACGCAACGCAGGCAAGGAACUUACCACGUCUGCCAAGUCGCUGCACCGCAAUCUCCGACGUACGUGUCACGCCUUGCAGGGAGACACCGGCCUGAUCAAAGGACUCGAAUUGGCCAAGGCUCGUCAGCGUCUACAGACAGUCGACACUGCUAUCGCCAAGAUCCUCGCAGUCUCACUCAUAGUGCCGCAACCACGAUGGUCUGAUGCGCAGCCGUGGAUACUGGUCUUCGAUCCCACCCCAUAUCCGGCUACGUUUGACAUGGCGCUGGAGUUGUGGAGGUCAUGGACACUGGUCGAGUCCAACUCGAACAUUCGUGUCACAAAGGGGUUGGCAAGUGUCGCUGUUAGUUGGGGGCGGCUGGAGAGGUGA
This is a messenger RNA of Fulvia fulva, 1695 nucleotides long. RefSeq lists its product as uncharacterized. Bases 1 to 1695 code for a protein of 564 amino acids. Lineage: Eukaryota; Fungi; Ascomycota; Dothideomycetes; Mycosphaerellales; Mycosphaerellaceae. The transcript has 3 exons. The record is from RefSeq and is a predicted model, not a curated record.